Xenopus tropicalis (tropical clawed frog) is the source of this 1703-nucleotide messenger RNA. RefSeq names its product methyltransferase 1, tRNA methylguanosine (gene mettl1). The record is from RefSeq and is marked provisional. Gene Ontology annotation, cellular component: tRNA (m7G46) methyltransferase complex; Golgi membrane; nucleus. Gene Ontology annotation, biological process: tRNA modification; tRNA (guanine-N7)-methylation. Gene Ontology annotation, molecular function: phosphotransferase activity, for other substituted phosphate groups; internal mRNA (guanine-N7-)-methyltransferase activity; sphingomyelin synthase activity. NCBI's taxonomy places the organism in Eukaryota, Metazoa, Chordata, Amphibia, Anura, Pipidae.
UCAGAGCUUCCUCCUGGCCAUGCUGUUCUGCGCCUAGCUUGAGAAGGGUGGCUGCCUAGAGUCUGUAGAACCAUGUCUAAUAGCCAGGCAAUGCCUUCCGAUCCUGGUAUAACCAUGUGUAAUACCCAGGCAACGCCUUCCGACCCUGGUAUUACCGUGGCACAUCCCAAGAAGCGCUAUUACAGGCAGAGAGCUCACUCUAACCCAAUGGCCGAUCAUACAUUCCAGUACCCAGUGAAACCUGAAAUAAUGGACUGGUCAGAAUACUACCCUGAUUAUUUCAAACCCUUGGUACCAGACAGUGCCCAUGAUGAUGCCAAGGAUUUACAAGAGAGAAAGGAACAGCAUCAGGUGGAGUUUGCAGACAUCGGCUGUGGAUAUGGCGGUCUGUUAGUUGAGUUAUCACCUCUAUUCCCAAACACACUUAUGCUGGGACUGGAAAUCCGAGUGAAGGUUUCGGAUUAUGUGCAGGACAGGAUCAAAUCUUUGAGAGCUUCCCAUCUGGGUCAGUACCAGAAUAUUGCCUGCAUUCGUAGCAACGCCAUGAAGUACAUUCCCAGCUUCUUCAAAAAAGGCCAGUUGAGCAAGAUGUUCUUUUUAUUCCCUGAUCCUCACUUUAAGAAGACAAAGCACAAGUGGAGGAUUAUUAGUCCUACUUUGCUGGCAGAAUAUGCCUAUGUGCUACGAAUUGGGGGUAUGGUGUACACUAUAACAGACGUGGAAGAGGUUCACACGUGGAUGGUAAAGCAUUUCACCGAGCAUCCUCUUUUUGAGCGAGUUGCAAAAGAAGAGCUGGUCAACGAUAUUGUCGUGGGGAAGCUGGGUACCUCCACAGAAGAAGGAAAAAAGGUCCAGAGAAACAAAGGGCUGAACCUUUUGGCAGUAUUUCGCCGCAUAGAAAACAGUACGUUUAUACAAAGAGACUCCCAGCAGUAGGAUGGAUGAUAUCUCUAACCUGACUUGUUUUAUGUUUCCAAUGAAAAUCUGAUGGACUGAGCAAUCUAGAACUUUUUCUUUAGGUCAUUUUGUGUUAUACAUUACAGAAUCUGCCAAGCACAAUAUAAAAAGGGGGCGCAGCAGAAGAGGCAGAUACAGACCAAUGAUCUUGUCUUCUAAAUUAUUACACAAUUUAUACAGAGCAUUUUUAUUGGCAGGAUUUAAUUUGUGUGCAGAAUUAGUGCUGUUAUAGAUAUCUCCACUUCUGUAUUUACUGUGCUUGAGCAUUAAGCCAGUAUUUUGAACAAAACAAAUGCAUGAAAUGAGGUUGCUGUGUAUUUAAAGGGAACUAUCAGGAAAUAGAAAAUUUGGUAAUAAUUUUGUUCAUAUAAGUUUCAUCUUAUGGAAAUUAAAAUUCCCUUAAUAUGAUUAAUUAAAUUCUGUACCAUUUCUGAAAUAAUUUAGUUAAUCUUUUAGUUUUUAGUAUUCCCCUCUCAGCAAUCUGUCUCUAUGCAGGAGUCAGAUUUUUUUUUUAGGCCCUGUUAUAUUCUCACGAUAGUUCCUCUUUAAGAACAGAAGCACAUUCUUCUUUUCACCCCUCUUCACUUUUAUAUUCCCAGUUAACUGCCUAUGUUGCACUGUGGGCUGGUAUCAAAGGCCGACAUAAAGGUGCUUUAGAAGAAAUGUUCAUGUUAAUGAACAAAGCAAUAAAGUCAACUGUAAAAUUAUUUUAAUAAAUAAGUGUUGCUUUCAUAAAGCAAUAAUAU